Messenger RNA from Gavia stellata (red-throated loon), 7527 nucleotides. It is a transcript of the gene DIDO1, whose product is annotated as death inducer-obliterator 1. Gene Ontology annotation, biological process: apoptotic signaling pathway; DNA-templated transcription. NCBI's taxonomy places the organism in Eukaryota, Metazoa, Chordata, Aves, Gaviiformes, Gaviidae. Bases 29 to 7273 code for a protein of 2414 amino acids. The transcript has 16 exons. The record is from RefSeq and is a predicted model, not a curated record. Gene Ontology annotation, cellular component: nucleus.
AGGAAAUUCAGCAUGUGCUGGAAGGAUAAUGCUCAAUGACUCUGAUCCUUUGCUGCCCUCCUCUGGCUCUCCUUUUCAUUCAGCUCCGCAGGGAGAAACCGUUCAAACCUCUAAUGCUGUGUCAGCGUUUCAGGGUGGGGAGAGUGGUGUCCAUACUAUGGAACAAGCUGUAAGUUCACAGCCAGUGCCAUUAGAAUCUGUAUCUAAUACUGACAACAUGGAAAAUAGUUCUCCUGCAUCAGUUUUGGAUGAGAAAGGUGAGCAAAGCAAUGAGGAGGAACAAAAAACUAUCAAGCCUACAAGUAAAGAGUUCAGGAAAACCUGGGGGUUUCGAAGGACUACGAUUGCUAAGCGAGAAGGUGUAGGAGAUGCUGAUCUGGACUCUAAUGAACAACAGCCGCAACAGCAGCAGCAAAGCUUAAACCUCAGGCGUAGUGGACGGCAACCAAAGCGAACGGAAAGAGUGGAAGAAUUUCUUACAACAGUAAGGCGCAGAGGAAGGAGGAGUGUUCCUGCUGCUCUGGAAGAUUCAAGUGAACCAGCAUCCUGUCCAGCUACAGAUGCUGAAACUGCUUCAGAAGAUAGUGUUGAGAGCACUCCAGAUAUAAAACCUGUAACUCGGAGGAUUGGCACUAGGAGUAGUAAGGAUCAGAAAGGCUCUAAAAGCAGAUGCGCAAAAGAGGAAGAAGAAGAGGAGGAGGAGGAGGAGGAAGAGGAAGAUGAUACUUCUGAUAGUGAUAGUGAUGGGUUAACACUAAAGGAACUGCAGAAUCGACUAAGGAAGAAACGCGUUGAACAGAAACCUGUGCAGCUGACAUUGAAGGAUAUACAGAACCGCCUGAGGAAAAGAAAUGCAGAACAAGAUCCUACAGAAACAGGUGAUCUUCAGUCUGAAAAACAAGUUGAGUCUGAGUUGCCUGUCAAACAAGAGCCUGAGACUGCAGACAGCACUGAGAUUGCAAGUCAAGUGGUUGUGUCUGAGGAAGACACUGACGAUCCUCAGGUUCAGAAGGAGGUAAAGCCUGCCCUUGGUGCAAAAGGGAUCACAGAUGAAGAACCCGAAGAACUGCCCAAAAGCAAACCUGAGUCUGAGAUUUAUGACCCAAACGCACUGUAUUGUAUUUGUCGUCAGCCUCAUAACAACAGGUUUAUGAUUUGUUGUGAUAGAUGUGAGGAAUGGUUUCACGGUGACUGCGUGGGUAUUUCUGAGGCUCGAGGGCGAUUGUUGGAAAGGAAUGGUGAGGACUAUAUCUGUCCAAACUGCACCAUUCUACAGGGACAGGAUGAGCCUGUUUCGGAAAUAGACCAGCAGGAAGCUAAAGCAGGGCAAGUAAAUGUGGAUGGCACAGAAUUCACAAGCAUAGGAACAAUUGAACAAAAAUCUGUUGAGGACCAAGGAAUCAAGGGUAGGAUUGAAAAAGCUGCAAAUCCAAGUGGGAAGAAAAAGCUAAAGAUAUUUCAACCUGUAAUUGAAGCUCCUGGUGCAUCAAAGUGCAUUGGUCCCGGCUGUUUUAACUUGGCUCAGCCUGAUUCUGUGUAUUGCAGCAAUGACUGCAUUCUCAAACAUGCUGCAGCCACUAUGAAGUUUUUAAGUGCUGGCAAAGAUGCAAAACCAAAACCUAAAGAGAAGAUCAAACCAAAAUCUGAAAAACCUGGCAUGCCAAAAUCUCAACUGCAGGCAGGUAUUAAGCCUCUUUCAAACCAAAAGAGACCAUUUCCUGAGAAAAGAGAGCUGAAUAUGAAGAAGACUGUUUUGACAACUGCCAAGACUGAGGCAAACACUCAACCUAUUACUAAAGAGCCAGCAGCAGAAAACAGCACACCGUCCUGGGCAAGCGAUCAUAAUUACAAUGCUGUAAAGCCUGAAAGGACUGCUGCCAUUUCAUCUUCACUGUUGUUCAAAUCUCAAAGGGAAGAGAAAAAGCAUGAAGAUAGAGCAGAACCUACAUCAGCAUCGAAGAAAGCAGUUGCAUCUAUAAUGGAGAAACAGACGUCUUCUCUCACUAAAAAUCUUCCUUCAAAGAAGGUCCCAUCCUUCUCUAACACAUCACUAACUAAGCAGCCGCUUAAACCUGCUGGAAGUUUCAAAGGUGUAAUUCCCAAGAAACCUUGGCCUUCAUCAGGCAGUGUUCCUUCAUCAGGCAGCGUUCCUUCAAAACAUUCAUCUCUUUCUCAUGGCUCGUCGGUUUCCAAAAAACCAGCUACAUCUUCCAGUUUGGGUGGAGGACUCAAAAAGCCUUCACUGUCUUCCAUUUCUACCGCAUCUGGAAGUAGUCAAGCAAAAGCAUCAGCUAGCCCUAUGCAGUCACAACCCAACUCUCAGAUUCGACAAAAUAUUCGACGGUCCCUAAAAGAAAUUUUAUGGAAGAGAGUCAAUGAUAGCGAUGAUCUGGUCAUGACAGAGAGUGAAGUAGGGAAAGUAGCACUCAAUAUUGAGAAGGAGAUGUUUAAUUUGUUUCAAGUUACGGACAACAGAUACAAGAGUAAAUACCGUAGCAUCAUGUUCAAUCUCAAGGACCCCAAAAACCAGGGACUUUUUCAUCGUGUCCUUCGUGAGGAAAUCUCACUGUCAAAACUAGUGAGAAUGAAACCAGAAGAGCUUUUAUCUAAAGAACUGUCUGUAUGGAAAGAGAAACCAGCUAAAGCAAUGAUAGAGUCAAGAAGCAAAUCUCAUGAAAUCAAGAAAACAUCUGCAAAACGGGAACAUAUGCAAGUUGUAAAUAUGGAAGAUUCUCCGCCAGUGUCUGAUUCAGAUGAGCAGCAAGAGUCAGCCCGAACUGCACCAAAUUUAAACAGUGCUCCUUCUCUAGAUGUCUUUAGCAGUAUGUUGAAGGAUACAACAAGUCAACAUCGAGCCCAUCUUUUUGACCUGAACUGCAAAAUCUGUACAGGUCAGAUUUCAGCAUCCGAAGAUGAAGGGCCACCUAAGAAGAUAAAGUUAGUGGCCCCUGUUAAAAAGGCAGAGUCGAAAUCAAAACCAGAAGUUCAGCCUAAGUAUGAGAGUUCUGCACCAACGCCAACAGCAGAGCCUGUCAAGGAGGCCGUCUCUGAAGACGCAAUGGAGACUGAAGUUGGACCGGUAGCAGAAACAGUUUCUCAGCCAAGCGUAGAAAGAACUUAUGUUCCUACAACUCAGGGCUAUAACAAUACAGAGUCUUCUGUACCUGAAGAAGCUUCUGCUUUUCCUGCCUCUUGUGCUGGCGGAGUUGUCACAACCGUAACAGUUUCUGGUAGAGACCCUAGGACAGCAAUGAGCAGCUCCUCUGGUAUUGUGACACCAGCCCUGCGUUCUGGUCCUGCAUCUGACAAAGUUUCAACAGGAGAAACAAAACAAGAAACUUCAAAACCCAUUAUGACUGUCCCCAAAUCAAUAUUAACAAAACCGUCAUCCUCACCAGAUCCAAGAUACUUAGCAGUUCAUCAUUCACCCAAUAUCAACGUUGCAGAGCCACGCUCACCUCAAGACAGCGAUACUUCCCUCUUUCUCUCUCGUCUCAACACCAUUUGGAAAGGAUUUAUUAACAUGCAAAGUGUGGCCAAAUUUGUCACUAAAGCAUAUCCUGUCUCCGGGUGUUUUGAUUAUCUUAGCGAGGAUUUACCAGAUACAAUUCACAUUGGUGGGAGGAUCUCACCGAAGACAGUCUGGGAUUAUGUUGGCAAACUCAAAUCUUCGCUUUCUAAGGAAUUGUGUUUGAUUCGUUUCCAUCCUGCAACAGAAGAAGAAGAAGUUGCCUAUAUCUCUCUCUACUCCUAUUUUAGCAGUCGUGGUCGUUUUGGUGUUGUAGCUAAUAACAACAGACAUGUCAAGGAUCUCUACCUGAUCCCCCUGAGUACUAAGGACCCAAUACCUUCCAAACUCUUGCCCUUUGAGGGACCAGGUCUUGAGUCAUCUCGGCCAAAUUUAAUUCUUGGAUUGGUUAUCUGUCAGAAAGGGAAACGUAUUGCCAGUGGCAUUGAAACAGAAAAGAUGGAGGAAAAGCGAAGCAGAAUUCAAGCGCAUGAGGAAACCGAAACGUCACUGUUCUCUAAAGGGCCACUAGCUGCUUCGCAAGAGAAGAAAACACCGAAAUAUACACUUUAUUCAGGAGAUUCAAGCGUAAGUACAACACCACCUGGAUCUCCUCCACCUCCGCCCCCGCUUCCCAUUCCAGACACCUCAGCAGUUACACCCUCAGUAUUAAAAAUACUGUCCUCGAUUAAAAGUGGAACCACAACUACUGUAACACCACCAAUUUCAACCGCUGCUUCUGCAAGCGUUACUGCUACGCAGUCUUCAUCCUCAAAAACUGCCACACCUCUCGAGCACAUCCUGCAGACACUUUUUGGAAAAAAGAAAACUUUUGAGCCUCUUGCUAAGGAUUCUGAAACUGUCCAGUCUUCAAAUCAGGAAGGUCAAGCUGCUGCUGAUGGAGGAAUGUCAGCUGUUCCUUUGUUAGAUCCCAUUGUGCAGCAGUUUGGACAGAUGUCAAAAGACAGAGCUAUAGAAGAGGAGGAGGAUGACAGACCGUAUGAUCCUGAAGAAGAAUACGGCCCGGAGAAAGCUUUUGAAAUGCAGACUGGUGAAAGUGAAAAACGAUACAAUGUGGAAAAGCCAUCUAAUACAGCAGAACUAGAGGAUGAGGCCUACGAUCCAGAAGAUGAAACUAUCUUGGAAGAAGCAAAAGUUACUGUUGAUGAUUUACCUAACAAAAUGUAUACAGACACUAAAAGCAAUUCUUCGGAAACAUCUGCUUCAUAUGUGCCUGAUUUAUCUGCAUCCUCAUCCUUGGUAGAACAGCAAAAAAUGUUGGAAGAAUUAAACAAACAAAUAGAAGAACAGAAAAGACAACUAGAGGAACAAGAAGAAGCCCUUAGACAACAAAGAGCAGCUGUUGGUGUUUCAAUGGCUCAUUUUUCAGUGUCUGAUGCUUUAAUGUCACCACCACCAAAAUCUUCCCUAUUGAAGACUGAAUUAUUCCAUCAGGACCAGCAAGCUGCACAAAAAGUAGAUUUACCUUCAUCUUUAAAUCAGCAAGCACAAGUUUUAAACCAGGGCUGUGACCCAAGGCAGAAUAGAGAUCCUCGACAAGCUAGAAGAAUGGUGACAGAGACUAAUGACAAUGUUGAUUCUCGAAUAAAGCCACAGGUGGUACAGAAUGAGAUAUCCACAAGAGAAAUUGCUCCCGCAAGUUUUCCAAGUGCUUUGCAGACUUCACUUGGUAAGGAAGACAAAACUUUAAUUUCUGCUACUCAGCCUGGUUUUAGCGGUGAUAAUUGGGUUUCAAGUGACAAGGCUUCUACGGUGUCCCAGAAAGAGGCAUCCAAUAGCAAAUUUGAAAACACCGUUCAAGUUAAUUUGGAAAACAUGAGUCAAACAGCUUCUGGAGAUCCUUCUACAUCCAAACCUUUACGUAAAGUGCUGCUUCCAACACCUCCAAGUACAUCUUUUCAGCCUAAUUUCUCCACAUCAAACGACAGUCAGUCUUUGCAAGAUAUGCAUAAAGUAGCGUGGUCAAAUGAGUCGAAGGAAGUAAUGGGAAGGGAUUCUUUUUCAAAUACAAUGUUUACUUCUCAGGAAAAGGCAGCUGGUCACUUUGAACCAGAGAGGGGUCUUUCAUCAGUGCAAUAUGACGAACAAAGAAAUCCUCAGUCUCAUCAAUUUGUAGAACAAACUGAAUCUCCAUCAGUUCAGAGUGAGGGUGGACCGUCCCCACAGCACUUUGAAGAAAACCGAGCUGGACCUCCAUUUUCUUUGCCUGGGCAGAAGGGAGGGCCUCCACAGCCACUGAUGCUCAAUGCACCUGGAGGACCUCAUGGACCUAAUUUUAGAGGACCAGCACCACAGUUCUCUGAAGAGCACGGUUCUCCAAAUAAUGAUGGGCAAAGAGGACCUCCCUCUGGAAGAUUUGGAGGUCAAAAGGGUCCCAUUCCUUCCUUAUUUUCCACACAGCAUGGACCACCAUCUCUUUUUGGUGAUAAUAGGGGCCCUGCCCCUUCUUAUCAUGGUGUUCCAAGAGGAAUGUCACCAUCUCAGUUUGAAGAUCGUAGGGAACCUCACAUGGAACAAAGGGAAUUCUCAGAUUCCCAAUAUAAUGAAAUGAUUAGGCCUCCAGGACAGUUUGAAGGACCAGAUCCACCUCAGUUUAUGGGAAACAGAGGGCCUUCGCCUUUUCCUUUUGGAGGUCAAAGACGACCCCCACCAGCUCAGUUUAAAGGACAGAGAGGAGGCCCUCAGUUUGGAGGGCCAAGAGGUCCAGCCCCGAGUCAUUUUGGGGGACCAAGAGGGCCUCACCCAAAUCAAUUUGAAGGGCAGAGAGGUCCAGCUCCAAAUCAUAUACCUGGUCCAAGAGGACUUUUGCCACAGCCAUUUGAAGAACGGAGAGGGAGUCCACCACCCAGAUUUGCCAACCAGAGAGGUCCAGCACCGCUUCAAUUUGGAGGACCAAGAGGAGCCACACCUGCACUGUUUCCAGAAGAAAAUGAACCUCCCCCUUCUAGAUUUCAUUUCCAGGGUCAGUCACCACAAGGUAUGAAGCCCACCCCAAGACCACUCCUGGACCUUCCAAGCCAUCCACCACCCCACAGAAAAGAGAUGUGGGAGGAAGCUGGACCAUCUGCAUCUCUUUCCAAUGUUUCUGGACAAGGAUCUGAGUCGGAAGGACAGUGGUCAGCAUCUGACUUCCGAGAAGGCAAGAAUCCUGAAUUUAGAGGCCAGACAUUUGAAGGGAGACAGAGAGAGAGAUAUGAGGGAGGAAAUAAAGACAAGGUUUUAGAUCAGCCAGAGCCUCAGCAAGCAGAUAAUCGACAAGGUAGACCCUUUGAGGAAAGACGAAGGGAUCGAGAACAUGGCAGACCUUGGGAAAGAGACCGUGGCAGAAACUGGAAUAGAGACAGGGACUGGGAGAGACACAGAGACAAGGAAUGGGAUAAAAGUAGAGACAGGAACCAAAACAAAGAUAGAGAGAAGGAUUCAGAGCGGGCUAAAGAAUGGGAAAGAAACAGAGACCGAGAGAGAGCAAGAACCAGAGAGAGAGAAUCCUACAGAAGACGUGAUAGAGACCGAUCAAGAAGCAGAGACAGAGAUCGCGACAGAGAGAAAGACAGGGACCGGGAUCGAAGCAGGGAAAAAGAAAGAGAUCGAGAGAGAGAUCGCGAUCGUGAAAGAGAAAGAGGAAAAGAUCGCAAAGAUCGGAGUAAGAGUAGGGAAAUCGGUAAAGAGAUGAAGCCAGAAGCACCGAAGGAAACCCAGAAACCAACAGAAACAGAAGCUUCAUCUUCCACUAAUCAGUCAUAGAAAUAUGAUUGCUAUUAUAUUUCCCAUAAAUAAUAUACUUUUACAACACAGCGAGGACUGAAUCAGCAUCUUCUGUAUAUACUGUAUAUUCUCACCUUUACAAAAAUGCUGUUGUCAAACUAGCCUUACAAAAUGUACUGACAAAUUAGCAAUUUUUGAACAACUGUGAAUGAAAAUACUCAAAUAGAUAAAAGGCAAGAACAUACUGGACUUUCACUUGCCGCAUUUUGUGCAUAAUGUUUUUCUUAUAAAAA